This is a messenger RNA of Anisakis simplex (herring worm), 306 nucleotides long. The record is from the annotation of a GenBank genome assembly. Lineage: Eukaryota; Metazoa; Nematoda; Chromadorea; Rhabditida; Anisakidae.
AUGACGUCUUCUAAACUGGCUAAUAAUCAGUGGGGUGGUCAGACCAUCGAUGAACCUCUUGAACAGAUUGAUGUGGAUCGAAUAAUCUCACGACGUCAAGAGAGAAUCGCCGAAAAAGAAGCAAAUUUAGAGUCGAUAAGUGAGGGUUGUCCAAAGCCAGUUGAACGAAUCGAUAACGACACAGCGGCAGUGCUUGCAGUUGAUCAGUUAUUAGAUACAUCUUUCUUGAUAACUGACGAAGAAUUGGCUUGUUUUGCACCACAAACUGAGCUGAAAGUUAUCGCAUCCAGACGGGAUUUAGUUUGA